Messenger RNA from Porites lobata, 6436 nucleotides. The record is from the annotation of a GenBank genome assembly. NCBI's taxonomy places the organism in Eukaryota, Metazoa, Cnidaria, Anthozoa, Scleractinia, Poritidae.
AUGUCCACUACACCUCAGAAAGUCUACUCAGACUUUGGAGAAAACAUUUGUAGAUUUUGUGGAGGUGCGAAAGACCAUUGUACCAAUAUUUUUGGCAUAAGUGGGGAGAGGAAAAAAAUAGGCGACAAAGCAUUUGAGGUUUUAAAUAUUUCCAUCAAAGAAGAGGAUGGUUUGCCACACAAAAUCUGCCGCCCAUGCGAAGGAGCACUGAAUCGGUUCUCCGAGUUCAAAAAAAUGGUUAUCGACACACAAAACCAGCUGAAAUCAAAAGUAAUAACAAAGAGGUGCAAAGUCUUCUCACCUGCUGCUUCUGAGCCGGAGAAAAAAUCGCGAGUGAUGGAAAAAAACCCACCUAGCGCUCGAUCUCUUCCCUUUAAAGCCCAAAAAGCUUCCCAAAAAGCCCUAGAAAAGCCUGUCUCCGAAGUUGACUCUGGAGAGAAAUGUGGUUAUACUAUAUUAUCGCAAGCCGGCCUAAAAAAUCCCGAGGUACGUUGACUCGUUCUGUAGAAAUAACAUUAGACCAAUCAGCUAUGCAAUUCAUUACACUUCAUUUUCACUUGGAUGGUAAAACAAAAAAAUUAAAGCUACGGUUCCAUGAAUUUCACUCUUUGAUCAACCUGUAAGUAAAUGAUUGACGAAGACUACCAGCAGUCUCUCCUUUUCCCAAUUUCCUUAGUUCGUCGAGCGAAAGGCGCGUGAAACGAAAAUGACCACGCGCGUCGUCAACGCGCGCACUUCCCUCACCUUGAAAUCUGAAGAAAAAAGAGAAAACUGCUCGCGGUCUAUGAUGUAAAAAUGAUUACAUUUUUUUUGUUUUGUAAUAAUACCAAAAAUUUGAAAAUAAGAAAUUUCUGAAAAAAAAAACAAACAAACAAACAAAGACUUUAGACUCGGGCAAAAAUAUUAUUCAUGUGGCAAGUUUGCCAGUAUAUUGCAUCCAAAAACAGGGCGUUCAUUUGUUAUUACUAUUUUAACAAAUUAUCAUUAUCAUCAUCAUCAUUGUUGUUAUCGUCCUUGUCAUCAUCAUCGUUAUUAACAAAAGCACAUAGUCUUGGUCAUUCUCUAUGCUCAUGAGAUGCAUUUAGGGGUCCAUCCACCGGGACCCUCCCAUCCCUGAAGACCGGGGUGGGGGUACUUUAGGAAUUUGUGGGUGGGGAUGUGUCACUGGGAUCCUGGAACCCUUAACCUAUACUAGAGCUAGUUCAGCUGAAUUUUGCUACCCUAUACUAGUGUAAACUCCCCAAAUACCCUCUAUCCUAGAGUAGCUGUUUACCAGAAACUACUGAGGUCACUACCAGGGUCUAGCCAAAACAAAACCUUAUACCACAAUCCCUAGUCUGGAUAAAAUCUUCAACCAACUGACCAGUUUUCCUGAAAAAUGAUACCCUAUUCUAGACCCAAACGCUCUGAUUUAUAUACCCUAUUCUAGAGUAAACUGCUUAAGAACCAUACCCUUCACCCCGGCACAUACCUAUAUAGACCAUAUAUGGCAGUACCUCCCCGGGCCCUGAAGCCUGCAAUGCUUUCAGACAUUUCAUGUUAAUAUCAUACAGAAAACUAAAGUUUGAUAUCAAAAUAGACUUAGUGUUUUAUUAGUACUCAAAAACGUGCCCUUUGUUUUGCCUUUUUUUUAAAUGGGUAAGUGUUAAAAAGUGGACUCAACCUUAGAAUCAAAACAAACUGUUAAGCCCCAAUAUAGACAUGCAAAUUCUCUGAUCUUCAUAAUCUUAUAUUUCCUUAAGGAAUUACUUGAGAGAAUUUAAUUAAAUCUUGUCAUUUAAUUAAAUCUUGUCACCUAAAAAAUAUGUUAAAUUGUUAGGAGAAAAUUGAUGUUGAAGAAUCUUGAGUUUAAGCAAAAACUCUUCAUCUACCUACUAGAUUACCAAAUCAGCUGCCCAUGUUCUGGAAACAGACAUAGUACGAAAGCUGACCAAUGCAGUGAGAACUGGGGUGCCCUCUGUGGUUGUGGAUGUUAUGUACAGUGUGCCAUCAUUGAAGACAAUCUUCAAGGUAAAUAUUUUACAAGAACUGAAUGAAAAAUGUACUGAACUGUGCAAGAAGAAUACACCAUCAGUUCUCAGGAAAAACCAAUAUCCUGACAUGGCGGGCUUUGAUUGGAAUUCUAUUCUUAAUGAAAUUUCACAAAGAUGUCCACUCUUGCUUGAUGUCAUGACAACAACUAUUGGAUCAAAACUGAAACCCAACACCAUCCCUUCAAUUUGCUUAUGCUACGGUAUACUAAUGCAGAAGCGGAACCAUGACCUAAGCCUAAUUCAGAGAAUCAAUACUAUUUUACUUGCAGAAGGAAAUGCUAAGAAGCAGGUUGGUUGAAAAAGAACACUUUAUACCAGUAAUUACAUGUAAAAUUAUUAUUUUUUUUCACUCACACAAUCAAACUUGAGGCUGUGUAAUAUAGUUCUAACUCAGCCAUGUUUGUAUACAGAUUUUAAGUAAAUGAUUUAAAUGACAUCAGUCUGAGCUAAGAGGUAAUUCUUGUAACGGUACGCUUUACAUUACGCAUACAAAACAUGGGAAUUUUAGCAAUGACAUUGACUAAUACCGUAAUCAUUUGAUUUAGCGCCUGGGCCGCUUAUUAAUGUUUGGUAAAUUCAAGACAGGGCACUCAUUUUUUUGAGAACAACUGAAUGUUCCAAAAAAACUUUAAGACUUAUUUAAAAAGGGACAAUAACAGAAACUGUACUUCUCUUUGUAACAGUACUAAAUAUAUGGUCAAUGUUCAGUUACCGUGAGAAACUCAGACAAAUGGGGGGUACUUAUUGGAAGGAGGGCGCUAAAUCGAAUCACUUGGAAAAGAAUAGUUCAAGUGCUCUUGAUCUGGUGCAGAUCAGAGGAACUGCAUUAUUUAUCUUCAUAAUAAGGAAAGUAAAGAGAGUAAAUCUUAGGUUUGGUCAAUAUUAUGGUACAUAAAAAUUUUUAAAAAAAUCUUUCUGACAAGGGCAAAAAGAGUCAAUUCUUGUGCCAUGAUUACAAAAAAAAUUCUAACCACAUUGAUCCGGUUUGAUAGCUUAUCAACAGAUGUCAAAGUCUUGGAUUUUGCCUAGGGCACACAAGCAAACUGAAACUCAUGAAGUUAAUUGGCGGACACUUUGCAGACAAAAUAAUUGAUGAAGUAAAGCAAGGGAACAAGCUGCAGGGUACAGGUGACAACUGGGACAUCAGGGUUCUUGUCCAUGACAUGAGAAGUGACCAUCAGAACAAAGAUCUGCACUACUUUGCCUCCAACUUAAUUGUAGACAGGGUGCCAUGUGAAGGCCUGUGUCAGGUCUACCCUCGUCGUAACAUUCAGACACUUCCCAACUGCCAUUUCCUGUUGAAUGAUGCAGAAACAGACAAGCUAAGAGAAGAUUUUAAGGUCCUGGUGGGUAGAGUACUUGUGGCUCACAUUCCAUCACUGUCUUUCUUGAAAGCAGUUAUUCCCCAACACAUAGCCCAUCGCUACACCAAUGAAAUGGCAAAGAAAUCUGCUAUUGUCAGUCUACCAACCCAGCUGAAGGAUGAAAAAAAAUAUGAUGAUGUUGUUGACAUUCUGUGCUUCUAUGAAAAUACCUUAGAGGAGAUUUACAGCAAGGCGGGCGUUAUAAACGUGCCAAGAAAUACAGCACAAGCUAUGCCAAAUGGAAGUCUGGAAGGUAUGCAAUCAGCACCAGAUCAGCCUGGAGCGCACAUUACCAGACAUGAUGAUGAUGACCAUAUGAAAGAUGUAUGUGUUCCUUUUGGGGGAGACCAGUUAACCAGGGUGCGCUUUGCUGGGGCAAAAGAUCUCAGAAAGGGCUGUCACACUGCAAAAGACAGAUUUGAACAUUGUAGUCCAUUUGUUGUAGAACCAUUCCAUACCAAGAUGUCCUAUCUGCAGGUACCUACAAAGAAAAUAUGUUUUUGUCAUACAAAUAAAAUAUUGACUUUUAAAUGGUCAUAAUUUAGAACAAUAAUGCUAACUCAAACUCAAAUGACAUAUGGUAAAUUAAGUUCAAGUUUGGGGUUAAUCAGUCCAAUUUGCAAGUCAUAUUUGGUACACAUACAAGUAGAACAAUAUUCUUAAGUUCUGCACAAACUGUGAAUUUGGUUAUACAUGGACUUCCAUUUUGCUUGUCAUGCAAAUUUUAUCUGGGUUAAAGUAUUUCUUGACCACAUUAGUUCCUAAAGAGUGUUUUUAAUAUUGAAAAUAAUGUGCAUGCACAUAUCCUACAUUUCAGCUUAGUUAAAAGGGUUAAAAUAAGGGCAUAGUAAAAUAAUGGGUAUAAAAUUAGGCCAAAUCGAAGGAAAAUAUAUUUAAUUUGUUCAUAUAAGUGGGAAGUUGACCAAGUCAGUUUAACCUUAGGUAAAAUAAAUAAGUCAGUACACAGUGUAAACCCACUGUAAGAACACAGAAACAUUGUUGUUUGCAUUGAUGUGGUGAAUAUGAAUGGUCUAGAUAUUUUGUUCGGGAAUAAUAAUAUUGUUAUUAUUAUUUGAAACAAUGGGAUGCAAAAUUAUGAAUAUAAAGAGCAACAGGUCAUAAUGAGUUCAAUAAAGUAUAUUAGAUUGACAUGUAUUAGUAGAGUAAGUGUAGUUUAAGGAACAUUAUUUGGCAUAAAUAACAGUGGGUGACUUACCAUAUUGAUACCUCUUUGUGCUAAUAUCCAUUUGCAGCUUGUGUUUGAUCAUUUAUACAAAGCCGAGUCUCUCAGAGAGGUUGGUACCCUCAAAUAUUUCCGUGAAAGGGUAAAUCGCAAAAAUGUUACCCCAGACAAAGUAACAAAGUCAUUCGAAGGAACUGAAGAUUUCUUUGUAAGUGUUGGAACAGCAUACAUCCUGGAGGCAGCCAUGGAGUUUUUUGGUUUGAACGAAGUAAAUGGCACUCCUACAAAACAUGUUCCUCCAGCCGGCAUCUUGCAUCUCCCAAAAUCCAGAAAGAAGACCUUCUUUGAUGAUGUUCUUGGUUCCUUUGUUGAUGAAUUUGUCAUGGCAGAUCCAGACCAAGAUGCCGUGAUGGAAGACCAGGAACUGCAACGAAUAUCUAGUCUUGUAGCUACGGUGGGCCAUGACCAUGACUAUUUUGCUCCAUCUCAAACCAAUGGGGAACUACAAGACAACACUGAUGAUGAUGUUACUGAGGAAGAUACGAGUGGAACAGACAAAGUACGGUCAGUAAAUUUCAAAAGAGAAACCCUUAAUUAACAGGGUGCAAAGAAAGUCAGUUUUACAGCUUGCCAUUCAGUCAAGCUGUAGCUAGAAUCUACUUAAGCAGGCCCAAGAGUCACUGGAUUUAAAUCUGCUCCAAUUUUUUUAAGAGCAAACUGAUUGCAGUUUAAGUAAGAACACUUCUAGGGCUAGUGAAAAUGACUCUUGGGCAAGAACAUAGUAGCAACAGCUUUCCUGAAUGGCAUGCAGAGAACUGACUGUUUUUUCAUCUGGCUCUCUUUGCAUGCUGAGUUAACUUAAUUUGUUUUUCCAAUUAUUUCAUACAAAACCAUAUUUUUGCUUCUUUGUAUACUAAUUAUUGUUUGAUUUUUCCCACACAUCAUAGUUAUAAAAACCAAAGAAACAAUUCAGUGAUACUCCAGUACAACCUUUCUGUUCCCAAGGCUAGGUUUUCCUCAAACAAUGAUAAAUAAAAUUUUCAAAGUUUACCACACUUAAUGCUCCCAUGAACAUAAAAAGCUGUAAAAGCUAGCAGAUGGUGUGAUGACCUCCCUUUGAUUAUAUCACUGCCACCAUUUACACCUACACAUUCAAGUAUAUACCAUACCUAGGCAUCAUUUUUUUGUGCUCAGAAUUUGGUCAAUUCUGUUAUCUUUCCUUUAGAUAUUAUGGGCUUAACAUCAUCGAACUUGCAGUCUUUCUGAUGCAGUUGACUGACACAUGUGCAGAAGGUGAUGGGGAAAGAAACAAUAUCAAUCAAAAGCGCCUACUAUCAUACUUUUUCCGCUUCAAUUCAUUUUCUAAAUAUGCCAUAGAAAUGUUUACCAGCAUUGCUCAAGUCGAAGCAUUACUCUCUGAAGAAGUUGCACAUCGAGUAACGUGGGGGAAGUUUGUCAACUGGACUGGGGGUUUAGGAAACAACAUUGAAGGCGACAAAGCACAGGAGAUUUGCAACUGCACAAGCAAAAAUGUUGUGCAAGGAAUGGGUCCAAACAAGACCAACAAUGCCAUCAUCACUGCCUCCAAGGCAGCACCUGGGAUUCACCAGAUAAAAGGGCAGUUUGACAAGGUAACAAAGAUUCACCCUUCAUCCCGGGCACAUACCACAAGAAGUGCUAAAGAUGAUGAAAUGUUAAUGUUGAAAGACUUACGCAAACUGCGUCCCUUUCGCAUAACUCCUAACAGAUGCCAUGAACACUUUCAACAGAUUACUUUAUCUCCACUGGUUGGACAAGACAUGGAAAAGUUUUUUUCAUGGCUUGAAAAGCACAAGAAACAGAUUGCCAUGGGAUAA